AUGUCCGACCAAGACGUUAAUCCAAACCAAUACAGCAAAUUGCGAAGUAUCUACAAAUACUAUAUCGAUUCAUAUCAUGCAUUGUAUCAGUUGAAAUCGGAAACAGAAGAAGAAUUAAAGUCAAUUUACAAAAUGAUCAAAACUGAAUUGAUUGAUUCAAAGAAAUUUCUUCCAGCAAAUGUAAUAAAAGACAUUUUAAAUAUCAUUCCGUAUAAUAAUCGCUAUGUCAUGUCAUAUUUAUUUCUUGGCAAACUCAUAUAUGAUGAAUAUCGUGUGGAAGAAUUAAACAAUGACGAAAUUUUUUCAAUCUCUCUGUUUCAUAAAGAAUAUGGAAUUAAAUUAGACAAAUCUGCCGAUUUUGAAGAAUACAAUUCAGAAAAUCUCGGUAUUCAUACAGGAAAUACAAUUUACAGAGCAAUUAUGAAUAAUGACUUAGAAAAAUUCAUACAAUUCACUGAAAGAGAUGAAUUUGAUAAAGGUCAAAUACUUGAAAACUAUUUGUAUCCAAUUUCUAAGAACGGAUAUUCAUUACUUGAAUUAUGUUGUUACCAUGGAGCAGUUGAUUGUUUCAAGUUAUUAAGAACGAAAUUCAGCUCAAAAAUAACUCAAAAAUGUCUAAAAUUUUCAUUUUUAGGAGGAAACAAAGAAAUUAUGAGUGAAUGCUUGAAAUAUCAAAAACCAGAAGAAAAAUGCAAUAAAUAUGCAAUUAUUUCACACAACAUUGAUUUUGUUACAUUCUUGAUGAAUGAAUACAAUAUAGAGAUUGAUUUAGAAUAUUGUGGACUAUACAAUAAUCUUGAAUCCUUUUUAGUUUAUUUCGAUCAAACUAAUGAUAUUAACAAAUGCUUUAUUUAUUGUUCACUUUUUAAUAUUCCAUCCCUUUUGGAAUACUUCCUUUCACUUGGUGCGAAUAUCAAUGGAAAAGAUGAAGUUGGGAGAACAGCACUUCAUAUUGCUGCAAGAAAAAAUAGUCAAGAGGCUGCUGAAUUUCUUAUUUCGCAUGGUGCGAAUGUCAAUGGAAAAGAUGAUGAGGGGAAAACCGCACUUCAUACUGCAGCAUUGGAAAAUAGUACAGAAACUGCCGAGAUUCUUAUUUCACAUGGUGCGAAUAUUAAUGAAAAAAAUGAGGGUGGAAGAACAGCACUUCAUAUUGCAGCGUUGAUGAACCAUAGAAGAAUUGCUGAAGUUCUUAUUUCACAUGGUGCGAAUAUUAAUGAAAAAGAAAAUCAUGGAAAGACUGCAUUUCACAUUGCUGCAUGGAAUAAUAGUAAAGAAACUGCUGAAAUUCUUAUUUCACAUAGUGCAAAUGUCAAUGAAAAAGAUGAGGAUGGAAAAACAGCACUUGAUAUCGCAACAAUCGAAAAUAACAAAGAAAUGGUUGAUCUUCUUAUUUCGCAUGGUGCGAAUAUCAAUGAAAAAACUGAAAAUGGAAUAACAGCACUUUAUAUCGCAACAAUCGAAAAUAAUAAAGAAAUGGUUGAACUUCUUAUUUCACAUGGUGCGAAAAGAUGA
Messenger RNA from Trichomonas vaginalis G3, 1512 nucleotides. Its product is annotated as ankyrin repeat and SOCS box-containing protein 4 family. The record is from RefSeq and is a predicted model, not a curated record. The coding region runs from base 1 to 1512 and encodes 503 amino acids. Gene Ontology annotation, molecular function: protein binding. NCBI's taxonomy places the organism in Eukaryota, Parabasalia, Trichomonadida, Trichomonadidae. The transcript has a single exon.